AUGGCUGAAGUAGUUGUUUCAUUUGUUGUAGAAAUGCUUGGUGAUUUGCUCAUUCAAAAAUCAAGAUUCCGAUGGAAGAUCAAGGAUAUCCAAAUCAAGAUCUCAGACCUCACAAGAAGUUUAGAAACUUAUGGCAUAGUUGGGGUGAGAAAAGGUGAUCAGAACUUGAGUUCUACAUAUAGGCAGCGACUGCAGCUGAGGCGGACUUAUUCCCACAUGGUUGAAGAGGAUGUUGUUGGCUUGGAGGAGAGGAUAAGCGAAUUGGUGGAUCGAUUGGUGAGAGACGACAAGUGCCAACUUGUUUCAAUUUGUGGGAUGGGUUGUUUAGGCAAGACAACCCUUGCCAGAAAGGUUUAUCAUCAAGGUCAAGUCAGGAGUCCUUUUGAUGGUUUUGCUUGGGUUUACAUAUCACAGCAGUGCCAACCAAAAGAUGUUUUGCAAGGAAUUUUAAUAUAUCUGACCUCUGCUACCAGUAGUGAGAAGAUUGAGAUUUCUCAUAUGAGAGAAGAAGAGCGAGUGAAGAAGCUCUAUCAGGUCCAACAAGAGAAAAAAUGUUUGGUGAUCCUUCAUGACAUUUGGACAACUCAAGCCCAUGAUAACCUUCGACCCGCCUUCCCAAUUGGGCAAGCAGCCAGCAAAAUUCUGCUCACAACGCGCAAUAAAGAUGUGGCUAUCCACGCAGAUCCGCAAGGCUUUCUCCAUGAGCCAUGGUAUCUGACUGAAGAACAGAGCUGGCAGCUCCUACAAAGAAAAGCAAUGCCUUCAAGAAGAGACCCAACAGACCUUACAUGGAAAACACUGGGGACAGAAAUGGUGAGACGUUGCGGUGGUUUACCACUGGCUCUAGUUGUGCUUGGAGGGCUUCUAGCAACAAAAAAACACACAUUGAAAGAGUGGGAGAAAGUGCACCGAAACAUUGGAUCAUAUUAAGAAGGGGUAAAGGCCAUGAAGAAGCACAAGGGGAUAUCUGAGGUGUUAGCUUUGAGUUACUAUGGCUUGGCAUACCAAUUGAAACCAUGUUUUCUCUAUUUGGGUCAUUUUCCAGAGGAUUUUGACAUACCCACCAAAAAAAGAUGCGAAUGGGCGGCUGAAGGAAUAGUAGGCCCUGUGGAGGGAGAAAGAGUGGAAGAUCUCGCAGAGCAUUACUUAGAUGAGCUGAUAGAUAGGUGUAUGAUUCAAGCAGGUAAAAGGAGCUUGAGUGGUAAUGUAACAACUUGUCGUCUUCUUGACCUUAUGCGAGACUUAUGCUUGUCAAAGGCAAAAGAAGAGAACUUUCUGGAAGUCAUUCAUCUCCAGGAUGGAAACAAGACUGCAAUAGGUGAUUUCUCUUCUUCUUCCAUGGUGUCAUUAGUAAGGCAAAGUACUGUUAAAGUCCGUAGACUAGCCAUCCACUUGGAUCAAGGCGUCAAUAUAUUUAUCCCCUCAAAACAUGAAAAAUCUUUGCCCAUCAGGUCCCUUUUAUAUUUUCAUGAACUUGGGAUAAGAAAUUGGGAGAAACUGAAACUUACUGUAUCUCGCUGCAGGCAUCACCAGGUUACCAGAGCACAAUGCUUUCCCUUAAGGCCUCACCAAGCUAUUUUGUGGGGCUCUAAUCUUGAGGAAGACCCAAUGGUAACGUUGGAGAAGCUACCUCACUUAAAAUUUCUCUCACUAUCGGAAACAUUCAUUGGCAUGAAAACGGUUUGCUCAGAAAAUGGCUUUCCACAGCUCAAAUAUUUGUCUCUUUCUCUCUUCCCCAAUGUGGAGAAGUGGAGAGUGAAUGAAGGAACCACGCACAGUCUCUGCAAUUUGAGGAUCAUGAAGUGUCAACAACUGAAGGAAGAUCCUGAUGGAUUGAGGUCCAUUGCCACACUCCAGAAAAUGGAGGUAAGUGGGAUGCCAGAGACAAUCCUAGUCGACAGACUCAGAGGAGGAGAGGAUUUUCCUAAAGUUCAGCACAUUCCUUCCAUUGAAUUCAUGGAGUAA
Vitis vinifera (wine grape) is the source of this 1965-nucleotide messenger RNA. RefSeq names its product probable disease resistance RPP8-like protein 2. Gene Ontology annotation, molecular function: ADP binding. Gene Ontology annotation, biological process: defense response to other organism. The record is from RefSeq and is a predicted model, not a curated record. NCBI's taxonomy places the organism in Eukaryota, Viridiplantae, Streptophyta, Magnoliopsida, Vitales, Vitaceae.